AUGCUCGUGCGCUACUCCUUCGUUGCCCUGGCCGCGCUCAUUGGCGUAGCAUCUGCUCUCGACACGAAGGGUGCGUGAUUUCACUCUACGCUUGCCACCCACCUCGAACUGGUUCUAGGCAGGCUGGUGGCGCCUCGGCGGGCACGAUCCUCCGCGUAGCAGGAUCGGUCUCCGCUUUGCCCCCGGCAACACGCCGCGUCUCCGCUAAAUAUCGUACAGUAACCGCUCUAUACACAAGCUGAGACACGUUCCGGCCGCGUUCUCAUAUUAGAGCAAGCUUUACUCGAAGUACGGGCCAACAGAAGAGCGGCCAAGACGACUUCGUCCCAGAAGGUUUGUUGCCCUUUUCGAUCGAGCGAAGCUAACUUGUAGUCGGAACCCUUCGGCGUACGACAGCCUCGGUGAUUCGCCCCGGCGCGCUCACCAACGCUGACUUUGCCCCAUCACCAUUCCUUCGUUCGGUACCAACCAGGGCCUUGGAUACAACACUGCGUCCUUGUUGAGCCAGUUCGAACGCCGUAAAUCCCUCGCAUGGGCCUACAAUUGGGCCAACUCGGUCAACAACGGCAAUCAGCCAGCUCUUUCCCCUGAAGUCGAUUUCGUCCCGAUGCUCUGGGGAAGUGAUGCAACUGGGUGGUCUGCGGCUGCAAAAAAGAGAAUCGCACAAGGUGGGAAAUACCUGCUAGGGUGAGUCUCUUCUUAUGUGCACUUCGUGCGUUUCAUGUGGUCGAGCCCAGAGCUCACUGGCGCGCCUUUUCGUCUAUACCAGCUUCAACGAACCCGACCUACCAUCGCAGUCCAACAUCACGCCUGCAAGAGCAGCUCAGCUGUGGAAGCAGAACAUGGAACCCUUCGUCGGCAAAGCACGACUCGUGUCUCCGGCCGUUACAAACGGCGCUUUCACAUCCGACGGCGCUCCUAUGGGCGUCAACUGGAUGGCCGAUUUCCUAGACAACUGCACCCGGUGCCAUAUCGACGCUAUUGCUUUGCAUUGGUAUGAUGCAGCAUGGGUCAGUAUAUAGAUCGUCCAUUCGCUUCCUCCGGCUCUGCGGUCGAGUCUUUUUUUUGUUUUGCUGAUCGCAUGACUUGUGCUGCACGCCCGCUCCAGAACACCGGGUACUUUUUUAACUAUCUCACCGACGCGCACAAGAAAUUCAACAAGCCCAUCUGGCUCACCGAGGUGAGGAUACGGCAUACUCCAUGUUCUGGUCCGUGUGGGAUACUGAUUCAUCCCGAUCUGUCGCGAAAAAGUUUGCUGGCUCGGGAACGACGGCGGAGCAGCAAGCGUUCCUCAAGAAAGUAAUCCCCUGGCUCGAAAAGACGCCUUGGAUCCAGCGCUAUGCAGGAUUCGUAAGUCCGGGACCCGCAUCUGAAGCAUGGAGAUAUGGGGCGUGUCUGACUAACAGCACUGUCCGUUCCUGCCCUUCGGCGGCCCCACGUCGCUCUCCGAUCCGACUUUCUUGCUGCUUCAAACUCACAGGGCGCCUUUGCGGGCCAGUACGUCAACGCGAAUGGUGGCCUGACCGCUAUUGGAGAUACGUAUAUGCGAACGGUUUGA
Molecule: messenger RNA, 1558 nt
Organism: Microbotryum saponariae
Lineage: Eukaryota; Fungi; Basidiomycota; Microbotryomycetes; Microbotryales; Microbotryaceae
Source: the annotation of a GenBank genome assembly